GUGGUCGCCCUGGAGCCAGGUCCGCCGCACCAGGACGGGGACUCUGGAACACGAGAGAACAUGAUCACCUCCGGGACGAGCAGCUUACCGCAGACACCCACCCUCGUCGCUCGUUCUGCCACCUUCUGGCUCCUGCCGCUCAGGCAGUGCAUUGGGCAGCCCGGCGCCGUCUGCGCAGAAGGCCCCCAUCUGGGCGCGGGAGGCCCCAGAGGCGGGCGGUGGCGGUGGCGGUGGGCACCAUGUCGGUGAGCGAAAUGUUCAUCGCGCUGCAGGGCGUCCUCACGGCGGACCAGGACAUCCGCGAGGAGAUCCGGAAGGUGGUGCAGGUGCUGGAGCAGACGGCCCGGGAGAUCCUCACGCUGCUGCAAGGCGUGCACCAGGGAGCCGGCUUCCAGGACAUACCAAAGAAAUGUCAGAAGGCUCGUGAACACUUCAGCACAGUGAGAACACAGAUGGAAUCUCUGAAGACCAAAUUUCCUGCUGAUCAGUAUUACAGAUUUCAUGAGCACUGGAGAUUUGUGCUGCAGCGGUUGGUGUUUCUGGCAGCAUUUGUAGUCUACUUGGAAUCAGAAGCGUUAGUGACCCGAGAAGCUGUUGCAGAAAUACUUGGGAUUGAAGCUGAUCGAGAGCGAGGCUUUCACCUGGACAUUGAGGACUAUCUUUCUGGUGUAUUAACUCUCGCCAGUGAGCUGGCCAGGCUGGCAGUGAACAGCGUCACAGCUGGUGACUAUUCUCGCCCUCUCCGCAUCUCAACUUUUAUCAAUGAGCUGGACUCCGGCUUCCGCCUCCUCAACCUGAAGAACGACUCCCUGCGGAAACGUUAUGAUGGCCUCAAGUACGACGUCAAGAAAAUCGAGGAGGUGGUGUACGACUUGUCCAUCAGAGGACUCAAUAAGGAGGCAACGGCUGCGGCAGGGGCAGAGAAAUGAAGGCUGCUCAUUUCAAUGACAACAUCAUCGAUUACCUCAGAUGGUUGCCAAUUUAGGAAGCAUGCUAGCGAAGCCUUCCAGCAGUAGUUUAGUGGAACUGCAGCUGAAAGCUGCUCUCUAUUUUCUUACAAGAGGUGUAGUACGGGUGUUAGACCUUCAAAAUGUUUUGUAAAAUCAUGCCUAGAUUAGGGCAGGAGGCUCUGUUUCCAGUGGAACUCCUCUGUCAGAACCCACGGUGCCAUUCUGUGCACUGCAGCAGUAGCACUCAGUAACUCCUGUGAGCUGAAAUUCUUGUUAGGUCUAUAGUGGUGCUUCACUGCUCUGGCAGGGUUGUGCUCCAGCCGUCUCUGCUCACGGCCCCUUCAAGACGUGUGCACAGCACACAGCUGGGUGCAGAUCCAUGUGAUGGUUUAGAAGAUGCAGUGUGUAAAUAUAUAUGCUUUUUUUAAGACACAGAUUUUCUUUUUUUUCUUUCUGUUUCUUACAUUUCCACUUAUAGCAGUAAAUGGAAUGGAUUUGCAGAACUGUUUAUUAACCAGAUCUUUUGCAGUGGUUUCUGUUAAUGCAUCUCCCUUAACUGAGAAAUUAGUGAACGUGCUCUGAGAAUUUUUCUAUUGGAACUGGUCUAGUACACCCGGGCACAUUUCUCUCUCUUCCCCUUUCUCUCUCCCUUUCUCUUCCCCAGAUAUAUUUCUGUUGCCAGAGAAAGCAAGACUUUGUUGAGCAUCUGCUUUCAGUGGCUGGUAUUUGUUUUACUGCCACGAGUAAACGCUGAGUUUUAACAUGAUCAUUUGCCUUGAGAACUCAGUGUAACCAAUGUUUAUUUUUUUAACUACCAAGUGUUAGCUGACAAACUGCAGAGAGCAUCUCAGUUUUAACAAUCUGCAUAGGACACAGCUGCAUCCGUAUCCUGGGAUUAAAAACAAUCCCAUUCCACAGCUGUAAUUCCUGCAGUAAAAGAUUUGUAUCUUCAGAAAUGGGAAAUCACUAGGUUCAGAUAUUUUGCAUGUAAGAUGUUUGCAAACACCAGCAGCCUCUUCUGUGUAAGUGGACACUCCUUCCUCACUGUGUGUUUCUUGUCCUGAAUCACUUUGAGUGUUGACAUUACUUCUGGUGGUGCAGGAGGGUUAAGGAUUAAAGAUAACUUCUCUAGGAGGAGGGGUAUUUCCAGAGGAUGAACACAAGCAGUCAGGUCUGUGUGGGGUUUGUUAGCGUUUCAUUUUGUUGGCAAAGACUUACCGUUGUUUCAGUUAGGGCUUUGUUUCUUGAAAGAAAAUAAAAGCUGUUCUUGGAUUUGGGCCAUUUGGUAA
Molecule: messenger RNA, 2239 nt
Organism: Pogoniulus pusillus (Red-fronted tinkerbird)
Lineage: Eukaryota; Metazoa; Chordata; Aves; Piciformes; Lybiidae
Gene: TSN
Product: translin
Exons: 6
Coding region: 240-929 (229 amino acids)
Biological process (GO): RNA metabolic process
Cellular component (GO): nucleus; cytoplasm
Molecular function (GO): single-stranded DNA binding; sequence-specific DNA binding; RNA binding
Source: RefSeq, a predicted model, not a curated record